AUGGCAUCCAAAUCUAAUCUUUUUCUCUUUACUAUCACUCUCCUGCUCGCCCUUCUUACUCUCCUCUCUUAUGCAACUGCUUCUCAUCCCCACAACAAGAGCUCUUCCCCAUUUGAGUUCCUUGAACAUCUCAAGGGUUGCCACAAAGGUGAUAAGGUCAAAGGCAUCAAUGAUCUCAAAAAAUACCUUGAAAAGUACGGUUACUUGAACUACAAGAACCACAGUCAUUCGGACGAUGAUGAUUUUGACGACCUUUUGGAGGAAGCCAUCAAGACUUACCAGAUCAAUUACCACCUCAAGUCCACCGGAACAUUAGACGGCAAAACAGUGUCGAAGAUGAUGACACCUCGUUGUGGCAUGCCGGAUAUCAUCAAUGGCACCUCGUCCAUGAGAUCAGCCAAGAAAAGGCACCACCAUGGUUCAAUUCAUACCACUGCUCACUACUCAUUUUUCCAGGGAAAUCUAAAAUGGCCUUCUUCUAAAUACCAUCUCACUUACGGUUUUCUCCCCAACACCCCAUCUGAAGCCAUGGGCGCUGUCGCACGGGCUUUCGCAACAUGGGCUGGAAACACUCACUUCACGUUCAGCCAGUCCCAAAGUUACGAGAAUGCGGAUUUGAAGAUUAGUUUUCAUAAGGGUGAUCAUGGAGACGGGAAUUCAUUUGACGGCCCGGGCGGGGUCCUAGCCCAUGCUUUUAGCCCGUCGGAUGGAAGAUUCCACUACGACGCAGAUGAGCCUUGGUCUGUGGGUGCUACACCAGGUGCUUAUGACUUGGAGACUGUGGCUUUGCAUGAAAUUGGGCAUCUUCUGGGACUUGGACAUAGCUCAGUGGAGGGAGCUAUCAUGGCCCCAGCUAUUCCCCCGGGAAUGACUAAAAGUUUGCAUGGGGACGAUAUUCAAGGAAUCAGGGCUUUAUACAACGUCUGAGGAGCAGUGCUAGCACUAGCUCGAUCAAACAAUUCAAUGCCUUGUUGUUAAUUACCACGUAGUCUUUUGUUGAUUAUGCUCCCCCACAGUCAGCUUUUAAUUCUUCUUUCCUUUAUCAAAUAAGGUAUCUGAAUAACUUGUGUCGAGAUUUUUCAGAUUCAAAAGUAACAAAGAGAGUUGUUGUACACUUGUAUGUAUGAAGAGCCGAUGCUUUGGCAAAUUAUGGUACAUCUUUUUUUGAUCGAGUUGGUGUGGUGAGAUGUGCCUCCCCUUUUGUUUUGCAGCAUUUUAUUUUCUCCUCAAAUUUAUUUUUGUUAGUCUUUUUGUUGUUCGAGGUAUUGGUUUUGGUUCCGCUCCUAUUGUUCUUUCUUUAAUUAAUAAAAUAGAGUGAUCGGGAGGUUGUCACUCAUCUUUCAUA
Messenger RNA from Rosa rugosa (rugosa rose), 1345 nucleotides. RefSeq names its product metalloendoproteinase 3-MMP-like. The record is from RefSeq and is a predicted model, not a curated record. The coding region runs from base 1 to 927 and encodes 308 amino acids. Gene Ontology annotation, cellular component: extracellular matrix. Gene Ontology annotation, biological process: collagen catabolic process; proteolysis; extracellular matrix organization. The transcript is spliced from 2 exons. NCBI's taxonomy places the organism in Eukaryota, Viridiplantae, Streptophyta, Magnoliopsida, Rosales, Rosaceae. Gene Ontology annotation, molecular function: metalloendopeptidase activity; zinc ion binding.